Molecule: messenger RNA, 2171 nt
Organism: Beta vulgaris subsp. vulgaris (sugar beet)
Lineage: Eukaryota; Viridiplantae; Streptophyta; Magnoliopsida; Caryophyllales; Amaranthaceae
Product: aspartyl protease family protein 1
Exons: 10
Coding region: 241-1761 (506 amino acids)
Biological process (GO): proteolysis
Molecular function (GO): aspartic-type endopeptidase activity
Source: RefSeq, a predicted model, not a curated record
UAUGAAACUCUCACAAUUUGACUUUUCUUUGUUCUACAAAUUUGUAUUUUGGUCAUGAUAUAGCUCAUCAUCAUCAUUUUAAAUUUGGCUUAAUUGAAGACAAAAAAGAGGAAAAUACUUUUCCUCUAGAAUGUCUGACUUCCAUACAAUUUUGAUUCUCUUAUAUAAAAUAAGAAAUUAAGUGGUGGUGAUGAUGAUAUUGUAAGGCAUAAAUAACAUUGAUUUAUUUGAGGCAAUAAAAUGAAAAAGAUGAUGUUGUUGUGCAAGUUAAGUUAUGGAAUGAUAGCAGUGGUUUUAAUGGUGGUAAGUUGGACAUAUGAAAGGUGUGAUGCAUUUGGAUUCAAUAUCCAUCAUAGAUUCUCUGAUCCUGUUAAAGCAAUGUUGAAUGUUGAUGAUGAAUUUCCAGAGAAGGGUACAUCUGAUUAUUACUCUGCAAUGCUUCACCGUGAUCGUGUCUUUAAUCGACGUCGAUUAGCAGGAGAUGGAGCUAAUGACACCACCCUUGCCUUUGCUUCCGGCAACACCACUGUCCACAUUAGUACACUUGGAUUCUUAUACUACGCGAAUGUGUCUGUAGGAACACCAGAAUCAUGGUAUCUAGUGGCUCUGGAUACAGGCAGUCACCUCUUCUGGUUACCUUGCGACUGCGUGCCUAAUUGUGUAACACAAUUGCAGCUCACUUCUAAUGAGGUAAUGGAUCUCAAUAUAUACAGCCUACGUAAUUCAUCCACAGGAAACCAAGUCUCAUGCACCAGCCCUUACUGUGAAAACAGAAUAAGCUGCGCGCCAUCACAAGUCAAUUGCCCCUAUGGUGUUGCUUAUCUCUCAGCAAACACUUCAUCUUCUGGUUACUUAGUAGAGGAUUUAUUGCAUCUUACAACCAACUCAAAUUCUUCUUCACUUAAUGUUCGUAUUCCUUUUGGUUGUGGUGUCCGUCAGACUGGCUCUUUCCUAGAAACUGGUGCUCCAAACGGCUUGCUUGGACUUACAAUGGAUCCCAUAUCACUUCCUAGUGUUUUAGCAAGUCAGAACCUUACUUCUAAUUCUUAUUCUAUGUGUUUUACUGGAGAUGGUUAUGGUACAAUUAUUUUUGGAGAUAGAGACAAUAACAGACAAGGUGAAACACCACUCAACCCCGAUCAAUUAGAUUUAUAUAAUGUCAGCAUAACUCAUAUUACUAUGGGUACUAAUGUAACUGCCACAAACUUUACUGUGAUUAUUGACUCUGGCACUUCAUUUACUCACUUGACUGAACCAGCUUAUAGUCUUUUUUCUGAAAAGUUCAAUUCUCAGGUAACUGAUCGAAGGUUGCAAGUCGAUCCACAGAGUCCUUUCGAAUACUGCUACUUACCAUUACCAAAUGUAAGCAUGGAAGACUUGAUCAUUCCAACUAUCAAUUUGACAAUGGGAGGUGGAGACAUAUUCUCGGUCAUAGAUCCAACCCUUAUACUCUCUUUAGAGGAUGGCCGGUAUGUAUACUGUUUAGGAGUUUUCAGUUCCGACUUUGACGAGCAAGAUAUAAACAUAAUUGGAGAGAACUUCAUGACUGGCUAUCGCAUUGUUUUUGAUCACGAGAGAAUGGUACUCGGGUGGAAGGCACAUGAUUGUGGUGAUGUUGUGCCUGUCAGUCCAAGAAACAGUCCACCGAGAUUAGGCGUACUGCCACCCAGAUCGAGCACGUCAUCAGCUUUAGAACACAGCAACUGGUUUAUCUGCAUUCUUAUGAUUCAGAUACUGUCUGUUCAACUGAUAAUCCUCUAAGCUGAAGAGUAAAUCCCCAUAUACACGUGGAUGUAGUUAAUACAUUGUUAGAGGGAUUUAUAUUCUGGGUAUAAAUUUUGAGCUGGCAAUGUGGGCAAACGAGUCAUCUUCGCCAUUGGUCUUACAUCGAUAUCAAAUAGUCACGAAAUAUAUCAAAAACAAUAUAAAAAAUGUUGUAAAUUUCAUACAUGACAAUUUUAUCAAAAUGGGUCUGAUUCAGAUUGAUUUUGCUGUCAUGUCAUACUAGGGAUUGCCAGCGAUGAUUACGGGCUUAUUGUUGCUGAUCUGUGUAGCCCUCAACGCUCUUGUUGUAAAUAUAGCUCACUGCCAAUACACCUUGUAUUUUACAUAGAAUCUAGAUAGAUUGGAGGCAGUCCAAUUUUGAUACUAUCAUCUUCUUUUGCUUGGUA